Serpula lacrymans var. lacrymans S7.9 is the source of this 228-nucleotide messenger RNA. RefSeq lists its product as uncharacterized. The transcript has 2 exons. The coding region runs from base 1 to 228 and encodes 75 amino acids. NCBI's taxonomy places the organism in Eukaryota, Fungi, Basidiomycota, Agaricomycetes, Boletales, Serpulaceae. The record is from RefSeq and is a predicted model, not a curated record.
AUGGCCAAUGAUGUACCGACAGCGAACAAAUCGACCGGCAUCCAAACAAGGAUGUCUCGAAAAUGCAGUGACCAAAUUACUCUUUCACCCAAUAUAUGCAUGGCGUGUAAGAUAACGACGUCAUACCCGUACUUCAAGGUCAUAAUUUGUACCUACUGGAGCGGAUUUAACUCGGUGAACGCGCUUACGACUGAUAUUUGUGCCAACAACAAUUCAUUUUUGAGAUGA